This is a messenger RNA of Linum tenue, 1624 nucleotides long. The record is from the annotation of a GenBank genome assembly. NCBI's taxonomy places the organism in Eukaryota, Viridiplantae, Streptophyta, Magnoliopsida, Malpighiales, Linaceae.
UAUCAUACCAUUACCAAUCUUCAUACUGGUACAUAAUUUGUAAAAGUACUGGUCUUUCAUGCUUCAAUCAGUUGAAUCGUAUCAUCUCAUCACACAUGUUAUUUUAACACUCCAAAAUUCACCUACCAUAGUCAAUAUUCUGCAGAUCCUGCUACAUUUUCUUAUACUGAAAAAAUAUACCAUGAAAUCAUUCUAACCAUGGAGAACUACUGCCCAACCUCCUUCAAUCAUACAAUAGUACAAACCAAGUAGGCGUCACCAUACAUUGCUUUGCUAGUACAUAUAUAUACUCCUUCCCUAACCAUUUCCCCCCAAUAUGAAUGAGAUCCUCCAACAAACCUUGACUCACAGCAUUUUAAGUGCCUUCCUUUAACUCCUCUCUCUCUCUCUCUCUCUCUCUUCCUUCUUCCUAUCUCUUCAAUCCCAACUCCCUUUCCCCUCCGGCAGCCAUGGGAGGAGAACAAAAGCUGACGACAAUGGUGAUCAAGGUCGAUCUGGAUUGCAACAAGUGCCGCAAGAAGAUCAAGAAAGUCCUCUGCAGGAUCCCUCAGAUUCAGAAUCAAGUGUACGACGAUAAGGCCAACCUGGUGAUUAUCUCGGUGCUGUGCUGCAGCCCGGAGAAAGUGAUGGACAAGAUUGCCUGCAAAGGCGGCGAGUCGGUGAAGGGAAUCGAGAUCGUCAAACCGCCGCCGCCGAAGCCAAAAGAGCCGGAAAACCCCAAGGAGAAGCCCAAGGAGGCAGAGAAGCCCAAGGAGAAGCCGAAGGAGGCAGAGAAACCCAAGGAGAAGCCGGCGGGGCCUCCACCGGCGGCGAAGCCAGCUCCGGCGCCUGAGAAGCCGAAGGAUAGCAAUGAUAAGCCGCCCAAGACGGUGGCUUUCGUCGAGCCGGAGAAACCCAAACAGCCUCAACCAGCUCCGCAGCCGAAACCGGGCCCUCCGCCGCAGACCGACCAGAUUCCGAUCGGUAUGCCGACGCCGUCGGCGAACCCAAUGCGUUACUGCUGCCGGGAGUGCUACGAAGGGUACGGGUCGUGCUACAGCAUGCCGCCGUGCUACGAAGGGUACGGCCGGCCUGUGUACGACAGCUGGGGCGGCGGCGGCGGAUACAGGGGAGGAGGGUACUACGCCAGCAGAGGCGAGUGCUUUAGCGACGACAAUCCGUCGGGCUGCGUCGUCAUGUAAAGACUAAACAGAGACCGUCGGUGGCGGGGACGGCGGCGUUUUGGGUGGCUGUGCGCGCGCUCGUCAGCCACGUGGCAUGAUUGGGUGCGCACAUGGGAUGGGAGUGGGACUUCGUUCGAUUUUCGCUCUUUCUCGAUCCCUCCUUUUUUUUUUCAAUUUUAUGUUUCUUGGGAAAAAUAUAUAUGUAGAGAUAUAUAAAGAGAAUUGGUGACAAAAGAUGGGAAAUCUUUCGGGUUUGGGGCAAUUAAUUACUUGGUGUUUAAUACUUAGGAAAAAUGAGAAUAAGAGGUUGACAAAUUUUAAUGAAAUGGAUUUUGGAAAUAAAGGGUACUUUUAUAAAAAAUUGAUUGGCUAUUGGUUCAUCUUAAUUUACCUUUUAGCAUUUUUUUGGUGUUGGAGGUUUCUUUCUUUUGUGGUGCAAUGUGGUGUAACCAAUUACUCAU